AUGCAGCAACAGCUAAGAAAAGAAUUACAAAGCAGCAACAGCAGCAGCAGCAGCAGCAGCAGCAAGAGAAGCAACAGUAACGGAACUGCUGGAUACAGAGGCAGGCAGCAACAGCAGCCUCUGCAGCAGCAGCACCUGCAACAGCAGCAACUGCAGCAGCAGCAAUUGCAGCAGCACCAACAGCAGCAGCCGUACACCCAACAGCAGCAACUGCGUUGUUUGCACCCGCAGCAGCAGCAUUCACAGCAGCAGCACGGGCAGCAGCAGCCGCAGCAACUGCAACACUAG
Messenger RNA from Eimeria mitis, 288 nucleotides. RefSeq lists its product as uncharacterized. Lineage: Eukaryota; Apicomplexa; Conoidasida; Eucoccidiorida; Eimeriidae. The record is from RefSeq and is a predicted model, not a curated record. The coding region runs from base 1 to 288 and encodes 95 amino acids. The transcript has a single exon.